AUGGCGACCCCAACCUUGAUCUCAUCCCUUCCAGACCUUCAGGUCUUCCUCUCCUCCAUCCCCCCGUCCAGCACGUUUUAUCUGGAUCUUGAGGGCAAAAGUCUCAGCCGCAACGGGACGCUUACCCUCUUGACGGUACACGUCCUUCCCUCGAAAGCAGCAAGCGUUAUCGAUGUCCAAAUCCUUGGUGACUCUGCGUUCACCACUCCCGGCACAGACGGCAAAACCCUCAAAGCCAUUCUUGAGGACCCUCAAACUUCCAAGUGCUUCUGGGACGUACGCAACGACGCGGACGCCCUUUGGGCGCACCACAAGGUCCGUCUCGCGGGCGUCACAGACAUCCAGCUCCUCGAAAACGCAUCCCGCGUCGGGGAUAAGACAUACCUCCACGGGCUCGACAAAAGUGUUCAGAGCGAUCUGGUACUGAAAUGGACGGAGAAGGAACGCUGGAUAAGAACAAAGAGGGAGGUGCGGGCUUUGAUGACCAACAACGACGUCUUCGCCUGCCGCCCUUUGGACACCAAAACGAUGCAGUACUGCGUCAACGAUGUUCUUUGCCUACCUGCGCUCCACAACAUCUAUGCCAAGCGCACCAGUAAAGAAUGGCUGGCAAAGGCAAUGGAUGAGAGCGCGCGUCGCGUGGUCGAAGCUUGCGGCCCUGCGUACCAACCCCAGUCUGAGAAUAAGAGGUUCGGACCUUGGGGGUCAGAGUCGGGCAAAAAGAUGUUGACGAUGGAUGAAUGGCUUGAGAAAUACGAAGAGGACCAGAUGGAGGCAAGGGAACGGGAAAUGCUCGGAUAUGAUGACUACGAUGAUUUCUAG
Molecule: messenger RNA, 822 nt
Organism: Sordaria macrospora k-hell
Lineage: Eukaryota; Fungi; Ascomycota; Sordariomycetes; Sordariales; Sordariaceae
Biological process (GO): nucleobase-containing compound metabolic process
Molecular function (GO): 3'-5' exonuclease activity; nucleic acid binding
Source: RefSeq, a predicted model, not a curated record